Phragmites australis (common reed) is the source of this 1029-nucleotide messenger RNA. RefSeq lists its product as uncharacterized. The coding region runs from base 10 to 840 and encodes 276 amino acids. Gene Ontology annotation, cellular component: plasma membrane. NCBI's taxonomy places the organism in Eukaryota, Viridiplantae, Streptophyta, Magnoliopsida, Poales, Poaceae. The record is from RefSeq and is a predicted model, not a curated record. The transcript has a single exon.
GAAAUACUAAUGAAUCCCGGACGCGCCUGCAAUCAAUCAAUCAAUCACCCGCCAACCUCCGCAAUAACACCGGCCACCGGCCAACCUCUCACGCUUGCGGACGCACCUCUCAUCGCAUCCGGCCCAAACCCACGCACCAAUCAAUCAAUCGCAAUGGCCUCCACCGCCGGCAACAACGGCAGCAACUUCCCCACCCACACCACCCCCUCCGCCCCCGCCUGGCCCUCCAGCUCCAAGCCCCCUCCACCCCACGACAACAGUCGCCGCCGCCGCCGCUGCCUGUGCGUGUGCCUCCUCGUCACCCUUGCCGUCCUGCUCGCCCUGGCCAUCACCCUGCUGGUCCUCUUCCUCACCGUGCUCCGCGUGCGCGACCCCGCCACGCGCCUCGUCUCCACCCGCCUCGCCGGCGUCGCCCCGCGCCUCACCUUCCCCCUCGUCUCCCUCCAGCUCAACGUCACCCUGCUCCUCACCGUCGCCGUGCACAACCCCAACCCGGCCUCCUUCUCCUACGCGUCCGGCCACACGGACCUCACCUACCGCGGCUCCAAGGUGGGCGAGGCGGAGGCCGACCCGGGCCGCAUACCGAGCAAGGGCGACGGGGAGGUGCGGCUGGCGCUGACGGUGCAGGCGGACCGCCUGGUGGCCGACGUGGCGCAGCUGCUGGCGGACGUGGAGAGCGGGUCCGUGCCCAUGGAGUCCAGCACCAGGAUCCCCGGGAGGGUCACCAUCUUGGGGCUGUUCAAGCGCCGCGCGGUGGCCUACUCCGACUGCCGCUUCGUCUUCGGCGUCGCCGAGAUGCGGAUGCGUAGCCAGGAGUGCCGCGACCACACCAAGCUCUAGCUCUGACGAGCUAGUUGUUUGGUGCGGGUUCACGUGGUGCCAGCCGUGGGCUUGCUUGCGGGUCUUCGUCGGGGUGGGCACAUGAUGAUGACGAUGAUGAUGGCGUCGCGUCGGCAUUCUUCUACGCGUUACGGAGAGAAAUAAAUAGUAUAACUAGGUAGAUUAGCGGAUUUUGUUAUGUCCGUUUUG